Messenger RNA from Penaeus chinensis, 929 nucleotides. Its product is annotated as glutathione S-transferase theta-1-like. Lineage: Eukaryota; Metazoa; Arthropoda; Malacostraca; Decapoda; Penaeidae. Gene Ontology annotation, molecular function: glutathione transferase activity. Gene Ontology annotation, cellular component: cytoplasm. Gene Ontology annotation, biological process: glutathione metabolic process. The transcript is spliced from 4 exons. The record is from RefSeq and is a predicted model, not a curated record. Bases 145 to 810 code for a protein of 221 amino acids.
AAAACAGCUAACAGCCAAACCAUCUCACAUUCCCUCGCGAAACAGCCCACGCAAAAUGGCCAAGUCACGCCGCAAAUCGGCCCCUUCUCUCCAACGGCUCCGGGAUCGACCACAGAGAACGGCAGCCCACGGGGACUCUUAACCAUGGCUGCUUCUCUGACCCUUUACGUCGACCACAUUUCCCAGCCAGCCCGAGCCCUGUCUCUCCUCUGCAGGGCCAUCAAGGCACCACAUCAUGAACAUCAUAUCAAGUUACUUAAAGGGGAACACAUGAGAAAAGAGUAUAUUGCUGUCAACCCUUUCAAGAAAAUCCCAGCUGUAAAGGAUGGAAACACACUCAUUUUAGAAAGCUGUGCAGCCUUGAGAUUUAUUGCAAGCAAAUAUGACUCGACUGGGAAAUGGUACCCCCAAGAGCUUGAAGUCCGAUGCAAGGUUGACGAAUACUUGGACUGGCAGCAUCUUAACACCAGAGCUCAUGGCAUGGGAUUCUUCAGAAAUAAGAUUCUGUUGCCAGCACUGAAGAAGAGUGAACCAGAUAUGAAAGUGGUCAAUGAACACAAAAAGGAAUUAGGCCGAGUUGAGAGAGAUUUCAAGAAUUACUUCCUAGGAUCAAAACCAUUCAUUGCUGGCGACCACCUCACCAUCGCAGACUUGCUUGCUGCCUGUGAAUUUGAGCAGCCAAUAGCAGGGGGUUAUAGCAUGUCUCAGCCUAUCCAAGAUUUCAUUGAAAGGGUGAAGAGUCAGAUAGGGCCAGAUUAUGAUGAGCUGCAUUCUACCAUGAGAGAUUUUGCUGUAAAGGCUUCUAGGUAACAAAGUAGAGAAUUUGUAUUUGGUUGUAUUUUUGUUUGGUUCAAUAUAGAUUAGAUACUAUUACCAUAGCAAACUAUUUCAGUAUGAAAAUUUAAUUGAGAAUAAAUUUGUAAGAUAGA